UCCACCUUACACAGUGACGCAUAGCGCUGUUCCAGUCUCCUUCCCCCUACCGAGGGCUUUUCCGGUUGUUACGGCUCCCUCCCCCUGCUCCGCAAUUUCUCUUAUCAACGAGCAAGGCGGCCAGGAUGGAUAUUGUGAAUCAGUUGGUUGCAGGCGGACAGUUCAGAGUCCUCAAAGUUCCCCUGGGCUUCAUCAAAGCUCUAGAAUGGAUCUUUGCCAUCUUUGCAUUCUCAACAUGUGGGAGUUACUCCGGGAUGUUCAAGAUGAGUGUGGAGUGUAAAAACAGGACCGAGAGCGACCUGAGUAUAGAAGUGGAAUUCGAGUAUCCUUUCAGGCUUCACCAAGUAUACUUUGACGCCCCAACCUGUAAAGGGGGUCCCCCCGAGCGUCUCUUCCUGGUUGGUAACUACUCUUCCUCGGCAGAGUUCUUUGUCACCAUCGGUGUGUUUGCCUUCCUCUACUCCAUGGCUGCCCUCAGCGUCUACGUCUUCGCCCUGGAGAAGUACCGAGAGAACAACAAGGGACCACUCAUCGAUUUUGGCGUGACGUGUGUGUUCACCUUCAUGUGGUUGGUCAGCUCAGCUGCGUGGGCUAAGGGCCUGUCGGAUGUCAAGGCGUCCACGGACCCUGAGAAAGUGGUGGAUCUGAUCUCAGCCUGCGACGAGGAAGGGAACCGCUGUCGUGAAGUUCACGACCCCGUCAUGUCUGGACUCAACACCUCCGUCUGUUUUGGCUUCAUGAACCUGGUGCUGUGGGGAGGAAACCUGUGGUUUGUCUUUAAGGAGACCGGCAUCAUCGCCCCCUUCAUGCGCGCCCCUCCUCCCCAGGAGAAGCAGCCCGCCCCAGACUCGUACGGUCAGCAAGCGGGGUACGAGCAGGACCCGUACGCCGGUUCCCAGGGGGGCUACCAGCCAGAAUACAACCAACAGCAGCAGGGGUACAACCAGGAGGGCGGAGAGUACGGACAGGCCCCCACCUCCUUCGCCAAUCAGAUGUGAGGGGGAGGAGGAAAGAGGAAGUGUGGAGGCAGCUGGCGACGGAGAGUCAGCGGGAGAGACUCGAGAGUGUGGUGCCUGAAAACUACAGUACCCACAAUGCCACACUACUUCCUAUGUGUUUGUUUGUGCAUAUGUCUGUGUGCUGAGUAAAUGAGGGAGGGAGGGGGGUAGAGAGUUACCUAAACACAAAAACGGAAGGGAACAGGGAGGGGGGAGGGACUAGAUGUUAGUUAUUGUAACGGGGGGAAAAGGCACUACAUGAAGAAAAACUUGAACACAAAAUGUGGAAAAAUAUUUAAAAAAUGAAAUAAAAAUUGAUUACAAUAUUAAUAUUAAAAUCUGAGAGAAUGUAUUUGUCUGUGCUUUAUAGAUGUCACUAUGAACAAAUAUAUAGACAAAUAUUUGGUAAUGCUAUGUAUGGAACUAUUCAAAUGUUUGUUUUUGAGUUUAGUAAAUAAAUAAUCAUAACAAUAAUUCUGCCAAACAAUGAUUGCUCCUCCUCGCAACCGUUUGCACUUUUAAAUGUUUUUAUUUUGGUACAAAUUCUUCUUUGUAAUUUGAUCAAAUGUUUUAUUUGAUUAAUCUGCUUGUUUUGUUGUUUCUAUUACAGAGGAAUAGAGAAGAGGUUGAUGGACUAAAACCAGUGUCAUUAUAUACACACUGGCCAUGAAACAAAUCAAACACGACCAAAAGAGUCAUUAAGGAAUCAUUGGUUUAUUGAUAUUUUUCUUCCCUCAGUCUAAGCUUCCUGAACCAUGCAUUCCUAAAGUCCAUGCAUUACAGUAGGAAUACAGUAAAGUCCAUGCAUUACAGUAGGAAUACAGUAAAGUCCAUGCAUUACAGUAGGAAUACAGUAAAGUCCAUGCAUUACAGUAGGGAUACAGUAAAGUCCAUGCAUUACAGUAGGAAUACAGUAAAGUCCAUGCAUUACAGUAGGAAUACAGUAAAGUCCAUGCAUUACAGUAGGAAUACAGUAAAGUCCAUGCAUUACAGUAGGAAUACAGUAAAGUCCAUGCAUUACAGUAGGGAUACAGUAAAGUCCAUGCAUUACAGUAGGAAUACAGUAAAGUCCAUGCAUUACAGUAGGAAUACAGUAAAGUCCAUGCAUUACAGUAGGAAUACAGUAAAGUCCAUGCAUUACAGUAGGAAUACAGUAAAGUCCAUGCAUUACAGUAGGAAUACAGUAAAGUCCAUGCAUUACAGUAGGAAUACA
This is a messenger RNA of Oncorhynchus tshawytscha (Chinook salmon), 2211 nucleotides long. Its product is annotated as synaptophysin. The record is from RefSeq and is a predicted model, not a curated record. Gene Ontology annotation, cellular component: presynaptic active zone; synaptic vesicle membrane; synaptic vesicle. The coding region runs from base 126 to 998 and encodes 290 amino acids. Lineage: Eukaryota; Metazoa; Chordata; Actinopteri; Salmoniformes; Salmonidae. The transcript has 7 exons.